GAAUAUCAAAUUGAUAUAUUUUUUGCCCAGACGUGGACAGAUAGCCGUCUUCGCUUCAACAGCACCAUGAAGAUACUGACUCUGAACAGCAACAUGGUUGGCUUGAUCUGGAUCCCAGACACGAUAUUUCGUAACUCAAAGACAGCAGAGGCUCACUGGAUCACCACCCCCAACCAGCUCCUCCGCAUAUGGAACGAUGGCAAGAUCUUGUACACCCUCAGGCUUACCAUCAAUGCUGAGUGCCAGCUGCAGCUGCACAAUUUCCCAAUGGACGAACACUCAUGUCCACUGAUAUUCUCUAGCUAUGGCUACCCUAAAGAGGAAAUGAUUUACAGAUGGAGGAAAAACUCAGUGGAGGCUGCUGACCAGAAGUCUUGGAGACUCUAUCAGUUUGACUUUAUGGGUCUCAGAAAUACUUCAGAAAUUGUGAAAACCUCUGCAGGUGAUUAUGUAGUCAUGACUAUAUACUUCGACUUAAGUAGAAGAAUGGGAUACUUUACUAUUCAAACAUACAUUCCCUGUAUAUUAACAGUUGUUCUUUCCUGGGUAUCCUUUUGGAUUAAAAAAGAUGCCACACCAGCAAGAACAGCAUUAGGCAUCACCACAGUAUUGACCAUGACAACUUUGAGUACCAUUGCGAGAAAGUCAUUGCCCCGCGUCUCCUAUGUCACCGCUAUGGAUCUGUUUGUGACUGUAUGCUUUUUAUUUGUCUUUGCUGCUCUGAUGGAGUAUGCAACCCUCAACUACUACUCAAGUUGCAGGAAACCAAACUGUACUAAGAAGAAAAAGUCGCUACCUGAUGUCAGUUUUGGUCAUGUGAUGAAUUAUUCUGUACUUGAUAUGAGACCACCAACUACAGUCAUCACAUUGAACAAUGCCAUGUAUUGGCAAGAAUUUGAAGAUGCGUGCGUCUAUGAAUGUCUGGAUGGGAAAGACUGCCAGAGCUUUUUCUGUUGUUACGAAGAGUGUAAAUCAGGCUCAUGGAGGAGAGGACGGAUUCACAUAGACAUCUUAGAACUGGACUCUUACUCCAGGGUCUUUUUUCCUACAUCCUUCCUGCUGUUCAACCUGGUCUACUGGGUUGGAUACCUCUAUCUUUAA
Molecule: messenger RNA, 1101 nt
Organism: Pygoscelis adeliae (Adelie penguin)
Lineage: Eukaryota; Metazoa; Chordata; Aves; Sphenisciformes; Spheniscidae
Product: gamma-aminobutyric acid receptor subunit gamma-3
Exons: 7
Biological process (GO): gamma-aminobutyric acid signaling pathway; signal transduction; nervous system process
Cellular component (GO): GABA-A receptor complex; neuron projection; synapse
Molecular function (GO): transmitter-gated monoatomic ion channel activity involved in regulation of postsynaptic membrane potential; GABA-A receptor activity; inhibitory extracellular ligand-gated monoatomic ion channel activity
Source: RefSeq, a predicted model, not a curated record